Messenger RNA from Spodoptera exigua (beet armyworm), 2460 nucleotides. The record is from the annotation of a GenBank genome assembly. Lineage: Eukaryota; Metazoa; Arthropoda; Insecta; Lepidoptera; Noctuidae.
UUACCAGGACUACUUACGUGACACCAUGUCGAUAAAGUACUAAGGCAAAAUGAUAUACACAGGUCUCUAAGUUAUUGAAAUUGGUUUUCUGCGUGUACGCAAGUGUGGAGACGGUGUAACCGAGAUGAUCUGUCGUAACGCAGAGAAGGGCGGCGCGGGCGCCUUACUCAGGUGUUGGCAAGUCGGUUAGAAGCUGCGCGCGCGCAAGGCGGUGUGUCGAUAUGUGGUGCGUGUGGUUUGUUGCGUGUUUUUCUACGGUGGUCGCCAGUGUUGUUGAUAUCAAUGACACGGUUUUCGCCACACUGCCUCCGCUGUAUGGCCUGGAGGAGUGGGAGCAGUGCCGGCGGCCGGGAGACGUGUACUGCAUCGUCGACGCCGCGCUGCAGUCCAGGGAACCUUCACCAGCUAUGAUGCUGUUAAGGGACUACUCUAAACAGUCUCUGAAGCACUACAACCGCACCCAGAUCCACCGCGGAGUGUGCGUGUCACGGUGCGGCCGGCAGAAUGGGACGGCAGGCUGGCAGGAGGCUGCGCAGGGCUGCGUCAAUAGCAGCGUGGCGCAGUAUGGGCUGGAGGCGGAAGUGCUCUCAGUGGACUGGUGUAUGUCAGCGGACUCCCCGCCAGAGAGUUCUGGUCCUGGCCGGUCACUGGCCGUCAUCUGCACCAUGUUGGUGGCCCUGGCUUGCCUCGCUACAGGAGUACAUGUGCUUGGAGACCGCUGCGCCAAGGCUGAGUGUAACAGGUACUUGCUAGCAUUCUCAUUGAAGCGUAACUUUGAUAUUCUGACCUACGACCGCUGCAAGCCGAGGACAGACGACCGUAUGAAGGAUGUCGCGUGUAUCGAAGGAAUCAGAUUUCUCGGAAUGCAAUGCGUGAUCUUCUCCCACGUGAUGUUGAUCUACAUCUACUCGUACAUAGACAACCCACAGUUCAUUGAAAGGAUGUACGACCACUUCACUUGGCAAGCAGUUCUGAACUCUCCGUUGUGGCUGCAAGCAUUCUUCGCGAUGUCUGGAUUCCUGACUGCGUACGCCACGCUCGUCUCCUCACCCACCAAGCCUAUCACAUUCUUCAAAUGCGUGAUGUCCAUCGUGAAUAGAUGGAUUAGGUUGACACCUCUAGCAGUAUUUGCGCUUUGGUUCACUGUGGCGUGGUUCCCGCUGCUAGGUGCUGGACCGCAGUGGUCCUGGCUGGUGGAGAGAGAAGCACACGACUGCUCUGAGAGAUGGUGGUACCACGUGUUGUAUGUGCACAACCAUCUGCCUACUGGCAAAUUCUGCAUGGGACAUACUUGGUACUUGGCAGCAGACAUGCAGCUCCACAUCAUCGGAGUAUUCCUUCUGUUAGUGCUGAUGAGAUUCAAGAAAGCUGUCAUCCCGCUGCUGAUGCUGAUCAUGAUUGGGUCCUCGGUGGCAGCCGGUCUCGUAGUCUACUUCUACCAGCUCACACCUAUCGUUACUGCACAGACGCCAGAGGUCCUCCGCAACAUGUUCGCCGGCUCCAAGAUUCUGACGCUGCUGUAUCUGCCUUUCUGGAUGAAUCUGCCAGGGUACAUCGGAGGCAUCGCCACCGCCUUCAUCCUCUACCACAACAACAUCAAGGGAGAGAUCAAGCUUAAAGACAGCAAGUGGUUCAACAUGCUGUUCCACUCAGCAUUGUUCUUGGGCAGUUCAGUGCUGCUCGCCGGUACCAUAUUCCUGUCAGACUCUCCGCUGCCUCAAUGGGCGUCCGCUCUAUACGCCGCCAUCGACCGGCCCCUGGUCGCCACGUUCUUCUGCAUCUUUAUGCUGGGUUGUUUCUCCAGGUGUUGGUCCAUGAUUCGUGACGGGUUGGAGUGGCGCGGCUUCCACAUUCUGGGCAGGCUGUCGUACUGCGUAUUCCUUAUCCAUUUCAUAGUGCUGAGGAUCACCCUAGCCAGCAAUACACAGCUCGGGCACGCGACUUUGCUCUCUAUGCUAUCGCUUCUAAUCACAUCAUCAGUGCUGAGCUACAUCGCGUCGGUACCCCUGUGUCUUCUCGUGGAGUUACCGCUCAUCCAGCUAUGGAAAGCUAUGACGGACAGUGAUGGUCCUGAGAGACGGCCUUCAAUUCCCGUAGACGCUGACGGAAAGUCAUUUGACUUAGUCUCACAAAUCAGGAGGAGAAAUGAUGCCUAGUGUAGGAAGGAAAGAUUUUUAAUGGUGGGCAAAUAUUUUCAGGAAGAUCGUGAAAAAAAAAUCACCAGAUCUCAACGUAUAAAAUUAUUUCGCUGGUCUAAUCAGUACCGUAAGUUGAUAUGCAGUGCCUCUAUUCUUGGAGCGUUAGAAUAUUAUCAUUAUUGACCAAACACACUCUUUUCAUAUCGGCGAACGGUUGAUGAGCCAAAAUAAAUCCUUUCUGCGUUUGCCCACCACCGUCUUAGAAGAAGACUUGAAUGUACUGCCUUGUAAAUAUUAUUGUUAAGGAUUAUAUUUUUAUGUU